Messenger RNA from Acaromyces ingoldii, 2513 nucleotides. RefSeq lists its product as hypothetical. The record is from RefSeq and is a predicted model, not a curated record. The transcript is spliced from 2 exons. Gene Ontology annotation, molecular function: tRNA (cytidine-N3)-methyltransferase activity. Bases 1 to 2412 code for a protein of 803 amino acids. Gene Ontology annotation, biological process: phosphatidylinositol phosphate biosynthetic process. NCBI's taxonomy places the organism in Eukaryota, Fungi, Basidiomycota, Exobasidiomycetes, Exobasidiales, Cryptobasidiaceae.
AUGGCAGCCUCGGCACGAGCGACUGCUGCUGCGCCUGCGUGUGCGACUGCCUUUGACGAGGCCGGGGCAGGCGUGGAUCUGCAAGAGAUCCACGACUUUGCCGUGGACCUGGUCCUGCGGGCAGGCGCAUUGGUGCGGGCGCGCGCAAGAAGGCAGGCGGCCAGGUCCAGACGGCCAUCGGCUGCUGCUGCGGGCGCGGGGCCAAGCACCGCGCUGCCACAGGAAAAGGCCUCGGAGAUCGACCUCGUCACGGAAGUCGAUCUGGCCGUCGAAGAUUUUAUUCGAUCGAGUAUUCAAGCGCGGUAUCCCAGCCAUGCAAUCGUCGCCGAGGAGUCGUAUGGGGCGGGAUCUUCCAAGGGCUACUACACCUCUCGCAGAGGCCCCACAUGGCUGGUUGACCCGAUCGAUGGGACGCUCAACUACACGCACCUGCUCCAGCUCCACAGCAUCUCCAUUGGCUUCUCCUGCAGCCACUCUUCGAUCGCUGACGAUGCGCUCGUGGGCUGCAUAUAUGCGCCCAAUCUCGGCCCACUCGGCACGCUCUGGAGCGGUGCGAGGGGCAGGGGUGCCUACCUGUCCUAUCCUGCGCGAGUACCCACGAGCAAGCGGCCCGUAGUCGACCAUGGCUGCCAUCUGGCCGACCUCGAACGGCGGAGCGCCUCUGCUUCUGCUGCCGUCGAUGAAGACGAGGAGGAGGACUAUGAUGCGCUUGCACCGCAGAGACUGCCGCUGGAGAGCAAGCCCCUGCCCGCCGAUGCGCCCAGUGGGAUCCUGCUUGCGAGUGAGUGGGGCAAGGACCGGCGUCGAGGCAGGGACGGCAAGGGUAACCUCGCGCGUAAACUCGCGACAAUGACGACCCUCGCCGCCAGCGACGAUCUGACAAAGAGGGCGCAUUCGCCCUCGCCCUCGCCGGAGGCAAAAGUGCCGCACCUCCAUGGCGUGCGCAGCCUGGGAAGCUCGACGCUCGAUCUCGCCUUUUGCGCUCAGGGCUCCAUCGACGUUGUGUGGGAGGGCGGUUGCUGGGAGUGGGACGUCUGUGCCGGCAUCGCCAUCCUCCUCGAGUCUGGGGGCAUCGUGACAGACUCAAAUGCGCCGCCAGAGAAGGCGUCGCCGUACUGGCACGAGACUGACUUGCCCAGGGCUGAGCUGGGCGCGAGGCGCUUCCUCGUCGUCCGCGCAUGCACCUCGACCGAGGGGGAGACGAGUCACCAGGCGCAGCAGCGUGUCGCGCGGCAGAUCUGGCAGCGCACCCCUGGACUCGACUAUCGGAGGCUAGGUGUCACAUACCAUGUCGAAACCAAGAGCCAGGCAAAGGCGGCGUCGUCCGUCCGGGAGAUCAAGCGUCUCACUGCCGAAGAGGCGGCCGAGAGGCGAGCAGCAGCAGCGGCGUCGUCGGGUGCGUCAGAGGAGGAAGAAGAGGAAGCCUCGUUCGGAGGAAGGCUCUUGGACGAGGGCAGAAAUCGAUGGGAGCACAAUGCCUGGGACCAUGUCGAGCCGCCGGAAGCACAUCGGGCCCGCAUUCAGUCCAUUCUCGCCACGCAGGCCGAGACGAGGCUGUCUGCGCACGAGGCCGAGCCCUACCACGCCCAGCCUGCUUCGUUCUGGGACAAGUUUUACGCCUCGCACGAGAAUCGCUUCUUCAAGAACCGACGGUGGCUCCACCUCGAGUUCCCCGAGCUGGUGCAUGCGAGCCAGCGGGGUGCGCCGCCCACGAGGAUCCUCGAGGUGGGCUGCGGCGCCGGCAACACCGUCUUUCCGCUGCUCGAGGUCAACGAAAACGAGGGGCUGGAGGUGUUUGCGUGCGACUACUCGGCCGAGGCCGUCGACGUCGUCAAGUCGCACCCGCUGUACGCCGACGGAUCCCGGCCGGGCCACUGCCGGGCCAGCGUCUGGGACCUCGCCUCGGCCUCGGACAUUGACGGCGUCGCCGAGGGCAGCCUCGACAUUGUCGUCCUCAUCUUUGUCCUCUCGGCCCUGCGACCCUCGGAGUGGGCACAGGCGGCGCUCAACGUCUUUCGAUUCCUCAAGCCCGGCGGGCUCGUCCUCUUUCGCGACUAUGGCCGGCACGACUUGCCACAGCUCCGCUUCAAGAAGGGGAGGAUGCUCGAUGAGAAUUUCUACAUUCGAGGCGACGGCACGAGAGUCUACUUUUUCGAGCCACACGAAGUCCUGGCCAUCUUUGGGGCCACUGCGCCACCCGAUGCCCAGGGCGCCCCCGCAGCAGCUGCUGUUGCUGAGAACGCUGGGCCAGGGGAGAAGGAAGAGGAGGAUACGACAAGGAGCACCCCGAGCAUCGAAGACACACGCUUCGAGACGGUGCAGAUGGCCGUCGAUCGACGCAUGCUGCUCAACCGCAAGGAGAAAAAGGAAAUGUACAGAGUCUGGCUCCAGGCAAAGCUCCGGCGUCGGUAGACGGGACAUCCUUUGUUGUUGUUGCCCCAGUCACUGUAUGUACUGUACUGUAACCUGCAUCGUACGUUUUGGAAUGCAAGCAAUACUUUCGUUCCCCUUUG